UCUCUCAGAGAUGGAAUGCGAAAGAGAUCCAUGUGGUUCCAUAUCAAUUUGCAAAGAUCAACUACCAGGAGCUGAAGAUCUAAUGGAUGAGCAUUGGUUCUUUCAUAGCAUGUUCAACACAACAAGGACCUUCACCUCUUCCAUGGAUAAUGCUAUGUCUUGCUCAGACACAACCAUGGAGAUGAUUGUCAGUAACCCUUCAAAUGAAGGGCCACCCUACAAAGCCAAUCAUCCCCAAGGCCAUGCACUACUUGCUAACAAUUUCCUUGGAAAUCCAUCCCCACCACAUCGCCAAGAUGUCCCAAAAACAGCACGAGAGGAAGUAAACCAAGGCCCACCAAACGUUUUGUACGCACAACAAUCUGUGGACGAUAUGGUUUCGUUGUGUAGAAAUUAUCCAUCUGAGAUCACAAUACAAAAACCGACCAUUCCAAGGGAUGGAUCGAGGAGGAACUUGAGCGACGAUGGAUCCAACAAGGAUAGCAAGAACUGUAGGAUCGUCCAUCACAGAAGGAUCUGGAAGAGCAUGAGUGAUCUUGAGUUCGAGGAAGUUCAAGGGUUCAUGGACUUGGGUUUCAUAUUCAACAAGGAAGACAUCAGCCCCAGUGUAUUGAACAUGAUCCCUGGUUUGCAAGAAAAGAGGCCAAUCGACGGUGAUAAGGUGAGAAGGCCAUAUCUCUCGGAAGCAUGGGUUGUACAAACAUCAGACCCUCCAAUCCUCAAUUGGGUCUAUAGAAAAUCAGCCGUUGAUAUGAAGGAACAGCUCAAAGUUUGGGCUAGAACUGUAGCUUCUAACGUGCGCCGGGAAUGUUAAACCUUCCCUUCCAACUAUGGUCAUCUUCUCUUUUAUUAAAUUAAUUUA
Molecule: messenger RNA, 862 nt
Organism: Magnolia sinica
Lineage: Eukaryota; Viridiplantae; Streptophyta; Magnoliopsida; Magnoliales; Magnoliaceae
Exons: 2
Coding region: 11-814 (267 amino acids)
Source: RefSeq, a predicted model, not a curated record